This is a messenger RNA of Melospiza georgiana, 2163 nucleotides long. RefSeq names its product solute carrier family 5 member 5 (gene SLC5A5). Gene Ontology annotation, cellular component: membrane. The record is from RefSeq and is a predicted model, not a curated record. Lineage: Eukaryota; Metazoa; Chordata; Aves; Passeriformes; Passerellidae. The coding region runs from base 1 to 2163 and encodes 720 amino acids. Gene Ontology annotation, biological process: iodide transmembrane transport; sodium ion transport. Gene Ontology annotation, molecular function: symporter activity. The transcript is spliced from 15 exons.
AUGCAGGGACCCCAGGACGUGCGGGAGCUCACCUUCAGCCCGUGGGAUUACGGCGUGUUCGCGCUGAUGCUGCUGAUCUCCACGGCCAUCGGGCUCUUCCACGGGCUGGCCAAGGGCGGCCAGAAAACCUCGGAGGAUUUUUUCACGGGUGGCCGGAGGAUGUCGGCGCUGCCCGUGGGGCUCUCGCUGUCGGCCAGCUUCAUGUCGGCCAUCCAGGUGCUGGGGGUGCCGGCCGAGGCGUUCCGCUACGGAGCCAAAUUCCUCUGGAUGUGCCUGGCGCAGCUCAUCAACAGCGCGCUCACCGCGCAGCUCUUCCUGCCCGUCUUCUACCGCCUGGGGCUCACCAGCACCUACGAGUACCUGGAGCGGCGCUUCAGCCGGAGCGUGCGGCUGUGCGGGACCGUGCAGUACGUGGUGGCCACGAUGCUCUACACCGGGAUCGUCAUCUACGCGCCCGCCCUGAUCCUAAACCAAGUCACCGGGCUGGAUAUUUGGGCAUCGCUGCUGUCCACGGGGGCCAUCUGCACCUUCUACACCACCAUCGGCGGGAUGAAGGCUGUCAUCUGGACCGACGUGUUCCAGGUGUUCGUGAUGCUCGCGGGCUUUGUCGCCAUCGCCAUCCGGGGGGCGCUGCUGGUUGGGGGUCCCGCCGAGGUGCUGAGCAUCGCCAGCAACGGCUCCAGGCUCAACUUCGCCGAUUUCAGCCCGGACCCGCGGAGCCGCUACACCGUGUGGACCUUCGUGCUGGGCGGGACGCUGCUCUGGCUCUCCAUGUACGGCGUCAACCAGGCGCAGGUGCAGCGCUACGUGGCCUGCAGGAGCGAGAGGGAGGCCAAGAUGGCGCUGCUGGUCAAUCAGGUCGGGCUCUUCUUCAUCGUGUUCAGCGCCGUGGCCUGCGGGCUCGUCAUGUUCGCGCUCUACGGCCGCUGUGACCCCCUGCUGGCCGGGGCCAUCGCCGCCCCCGACCAGUACAUGCCCUACCUGGUCCUGGACAUCUUCGGGAGCACGCCGGGGGUGCCGGGGCUGUUCCUGGCCUGCGCCUACAGCGGCACGCUCAGCACGGCCUCCACGUCCAUCAACGCCAUGGCUGCCGUCACCGUGGAGGACCUGGUGCGGCCGCGGCUGCCGGCGCUGUCCCCGAGGAAGCUGACGCUGAUCUCCAAGGGGCUCUCUCUCACCUUCGGCACCUCCUGCAUCACUGUGGCCGCGCUGUCCUCGCUGCUGGGGGGGGGUGUCCUGCAGGGCUCCUUCACGGUGAUGGGGGUGAUCAGCGGGCCCCUGCUGGGCGCCUUCGUGCUGGGGAUGUUCCUGCCCCGCUGUGGAACCGCCGGGGUGCUGGGGGGCCUGGCCGUGGGCCUGGCACUGUCACUCUGGGUGGCUGUGGGUGCCACCCUGUACCCGCCCAGCGCGGCCACCAUGGGGGUGCUGCCCACCUGGGGGACGCUGUGCCCGCCCCACAACGCCACCAACGCCACCAGCGCCACCAGUGUCAGUGUCACCAGUGUCACCAGCGCCACCAGUGUCAGUGUCACCAGUGUCACCAGUGUCACCAGCGCCACCAGCGGCCCCGUCCUGUCCAUGCCACCCCCGGAGCCGCUGCACCCGGCCAUCCUGGGUGACUUCUACUCCAUCUCCUACCUGUACUACGGCGCCUUGGGGACACUGGCGACUGUGGGGACAGGGGCCCUGCUCAGCCUGCUGCCAGGGUCAAGGCGCUGUCCCCCGGGUGUGCUGUGGUGGGACAUCGUCAGGGCUGCACCCUCGGGUGGCCUCAAGGGUGACACCAGCGUUGGGGACGAGCCCCUGGACAAGGAGGAGGAGGACGAGGAGGCCGAGUUGGAGGAAGGCCGCGUCAGGGGGGGCUGCUCCCCGCCGGGGCUGCGGGGUCUGCCCCACACCGGGGGCUCCCCAAAAGGGUCCGGCGAGGGCGCUUCUCGUGGGGCGGGGCCGCUGAGGCAGCGGCUGCGAGCCCGGGGCGCGGCCCCCGCGUCCCCCCAGAGCCCCUCGGCGCCGGGGCCGCUGAAAACGGCGAAGUUGGGGGGCUCGGGGAGGCGGCCGGAGGGGCUGCGGGGUCCAGGGCCGGGAGUCCGGGGAGGGGCCGGGCAGGCGAGGGCGAGUCGAGCCCCGAGUGAGUCCAGCCCCGGCUCCUCCACGCCCUCAUAA